AUGUUGCCUCCCCUGCCGCCAGUCGCCGCACCCGUCGACACACGAACCGACCCGCUCGACGACGACGAGGACGCGCCGCUCGCCACAGACAAAGCCCCGCUCGCGCCGGACGUAGCACUCCACAGCGACACGUCACCGCUCGGAGAGCUCGUCCCUGCCGAAGCACCGCUGAUCACGCUGAUGGAUCCGCCUGUCAGCGCGCCUUGGCCGCCGAACAGCUCGACCGAGCCGCCGCUGGAGCCUGUCGUACUGGCCGAGCUCAGGCCGGCCGUGAGCGACACCUUGCCGCCGUUACCGACCGAGCCGUCGCCCACGCUCACCACCACAGACCCGCCGCUGCCGCCCGUGCUCGCGCCGCUGCUCAGCAAGAGGCUGCCCGAAGACCCGGCAGCCGCGUUCCCGCUACUGAAGCUCAGCACGCCAGAACGACCGGCAGUGCCGCCCGUCGCCGUGCCCAGCGAAAUGGACCCGCUCGUGCUGCCCACGCUGCGGCCGCUCAAGACACUCACCGAGCCGCCCGUGCCGCUCGUCGAAGACGACACCGCCGUCGAGUCGCCUGCCCACAGCGAGAUGGCGCCACCGGACAACGCGUCUCCAGCGCCCACCGACAGCGAGAUCGACCCGCCG
Messenger RNA from Phytophthora sojae, 627 nucleotides. RefSeq lists its product as hypothetical. Lineage: Eukaryota; Oomycota; Peronosporomycetes; Peronosporales; Peronosporaceae. The record is from RefSeq and is a predicted model, not a curated record. The transcript has a single exon. The annotation marks the transcript as partial.